This is a messenger RNA of Durio zibethinus, 563 nucleotides long. Its product is annotated as self-incompatibility protein S1-like. NCBI's taxonomy places the organism in Eukaryota, Viridiplantae, Streptophyta, Magnoliopsida, Malvales, Malvaceae. The record is from RefSeq and is a predicted model, not a curated record.
AUGCAUGCUUCAGCUCUGAUAUUUGGUAAUGCUCUGGUGAUUGUUCUGAUAUUAAGUUUUUGCACUUCAGUUCAUUCAGAUGAUGUGCAUGCAAGCAUCAAGAACAGAUUAGGCAAUGGGAAAAACAUAACCUUACAUUGCCAAUCAAAAGAUGAUGACCUCGGGGAGCAAAACGUUGGCGAUGGGAGCGAAUUUGGAUGGGAUUUCUCUGUCAAUGUUUGGGGAAGUACGUUGUUUUACUGUGACAUGGGUUGGGAUGAUGUGCCACAAUUCCAUUUUGAUGCAUAUUCCUUUGACAGGGACUUUGCCCGAUGUGACACCCAAUGUUCUUGGUUGGUUGCUGGUGAAGGCAUGUAUGGGUUGAAUGGACAAACCGGAUUCUGGGAAUUUGCUUACCACUGGUCAAGCUAGUUUACUACUUGGAUCAUGUCUCAAAUUAAUGGAGGUUGGUGAAGAUCAAGCAAGAAAAUAGUACAUACUUGUGUGGUAUAUGUAGUUUGACAACUUUUUAAUUUGCCUACGGAAAUCUCUAAGUGUAUCUACAUUUAUAUGUGUAAAGUUGU